This is a messenger RNA of Trifolium pratense (red clover), 1809 nucleotides long. Its product is annotated as pentatricopeptide repeat-containing protein At5g48910-like. Bases 1 to 1680 code for a protein of 559 amino acids. Gene Ontology annotation, biological process: RNA modification. Lineage: Eukaryota; Viridiplantae; Streptophyta; Magnoliopsida; Fabales; Fabaceae. The transcript has a single exon. The record is from RefSeq and is a predicted model, not a curated record. Gene Ontology annotation, molecular function: protein binding; zinc ion binding; RNA binding.
AUGAUAAGAGUGUACAAGUUACACGCUACACUAAUAAAAACCGGAAAACACCAGAACCCACUCUCCCUCCGCCCCUUCUUCCUUAGCUGCUCCGAAUCCCCCGCCACCGCACUCUAUGCUGCCUCCGUCUUACUCCGCUUUCCCAUUCCACCGGACCCAUUCUCCUACAACACCGUCAUCAAACAUGUCUCACCUCAUUCUCCCACCCUCGCCCUUUCCCUAUUUUCCCAUAUGCGCCAUAACUCCGUCCCCUUCGACCACUUCACUUUCCCACUCUUCCUCAAAUACCACCACAACCAUCACCACCGUCUUCAUUCCCUCAUUCUCAAGCUCGGUUUUGACUCUAAUAUCUUCGUUCAGAAUGCGCUUAUCAAUGCUUAUGGUUGUCAUGGCUCACUCUAUGUUGCAGUUAAACUGUUCGAUGAAAUGCUUCACAGAGAUAUAGUUUCUUGGUCUACUUUAAUAUCUUGUUUGGUCAAUAACAAUCUUCCAGCUCACGCCGUUUCUGUUUUCCAACAAAUGCAGCUGGAUCAACCCGACAUUGUAAAUUCGCUUGAUGGGGUUAUCAUGUUGAGUGUGAUAUCUGCGGUUUCGAGCUUAGGUCUGCUUGAAUUAGGUAUCUGGGUUCAUUGUUUUAUUUCCAGGAUAGGGCUUUCGGUUACUGUUCCACUGGGCAAUGCUCUUAUUAAUAUGUAUUCGAGAUGUGGGUGUAUUGAUCGUUCUGUCAAGGUGUUUGAUGAAAUGCCGAAUAGAAAUGUAGUUACUUGGACUGCUUUGGCUAAUGGGCUUGCUGUUCAUGGACGUAGUAGGGAGGCUUUGAAAGCGUUUUAUGACAUGAAGGAGUCUGGUUUGAAGCCUGACAGGGGGGCGUUUAUAGGUGUUUUGGUGGCUUGUAGUCAUGGUGGUCUUGUGGAGGAUGGUUGGAGGGUUUUCGAAAGCAUGAAGAAUGAGUUUGGAAUUGAACCUAUGAUUGAGCAUUAUGGUUGCAUGGUUGACGUUCUUGGUCGUGCAGGGCUGCUUCUUGAAGCUUUUGAGUUUGUGGAGAAAAUGCCUUUGAAACCAAACUCUGUUAUUUGGAGGACUUUGCUUGGGGCGUGUGUAAAUCACAAUAAUCUUUUGUUGGCUGAAAAGGCUAGGGAAAGGGUCAAUGAGCUUGACCCACAUCAUGAUGGUGAUUAUGUGCUUUUAUCAAAUGCAUAUGGUGGAGUUGGUAACUGGGGUGGUAAGGCUGGCUUGAGAAAUUCUAUGAGGCAGAAUAGAAUUGUCAAGGAGCCUGGCCUUAGUUUUCUCCAUAUUGAUCAAGUGGUUCAUGAGUUUGUCUCUGGCGAUCGUGCUCAUCCACAAUGGGAGGAGAUUACAAAUUUUUUAGUUUCAGUUAUGGAUACUGUAAAAUUUGGAGGUUACACCCCUAAUACUUCCUCUGUGUUACAUGAUAUUCAAGAGGAAGAGAAAGAGCAUUGUGUGGGUUAUCAUAGUGAGAAAUUGGCAGUGGCUUUUGUGCUUCUUUAUCAUAGGGAUAGUAAGACCAUUAGGGUCAUUAAGAAUCUUAGGAUUUGUUUUGACUGUCAUGAUUUCAUGAAGCAUGUUUCAGGCAUCUUUGACAGAGAUAUUAUUAUUAGAGAUCGAAAUCGAUUCCAUCACUUUAGCAAGGGAUCAUGUUCUUGUCGAGAUUUUUGGUAAACCAUGCUAGUUCAGGUAUAAAAAUCUAUGUCAAAAUUCAUUUGUCAACAUCAAUAAAGGUCCCUGCGAGGUGGACCUAGGCAUUUAAUUGAAAUUGGGUUCAUUAAUUCUAAUUGUUAUGUUUGGAAA